AUGAAGAAACAGAAUCACACUUUGGUGAGUGAGUUCACUUUCCAGGGUUUCUCUAACUUCCAUGAGCACCAGCUCACCCUCUUCGUUGUGUUCCUGGCACUGUACAUAUUAACCCUGGCAGGUAAUGUCAUCAUCGUGACCAUCAUCAGUCUUGAUCGUCACCUUCACACUCCCAUGUACUUCUUCCUCAGCAUGUUGUCAGUUUCAGAGACGGUGUACACACUUGUCAUUAUACCAAGAAUGCUCUUGAACCUUGUUGGCCUGAGUCAGUGCAUUUCCUUGGCCGGUUGUGCCACUCAGAUGUUCUUCUUUGUCACAUUGGCUAUCAACAACUGCUUCUUGCUCACGGCCAUGGGAUAUGACCGCUAUGUGGCUAUUUGCAACCCUUUGAGGUACUCAGUCAUCAUGAACAAGAGAGUGUGCCUCCAGCUGGUGUGGGGAGCCUGUAGCAUUGGUUUAAUUGUAGCAAUGAUACAAGUCCCAGCUGUGUUCAGGCUGCCCUUCUGUACCACCAAGGUGGCUCACUUCUUCUGUGACAUCCGACCUGUGAUGAAACUUUCCUGCAUCGACACCACUGCCAAUGAGAUCCUGACUUUGAUCAUAAGUGUGUUGGUGAUCUUGAUCCCCAUGAGCUUGGUUUUUAUCUCCUACAUCCUCAUCAUCUCCACCAUCCUCAAGAUUGCCUCUGCUGAGGGUAGGAAGAAGGCCUUUGCCACCUGUGCCUCUCAUAUAACAGUGGUCGUCAUCCACUAUGGCUGUGCCUCCAUUGCCUACCUCAAACCCAAAUCAGAGAACACCAGGGAUGAGGACCAGCUGAUCUCUGUGACCUACACUCAUCACACCUCUCCUGAACCCUGUGGUAUACACCUUAAGGAACAAAGAAGUUAA
Phodopus roborovskii (desert hamster) is the source of this 888-nucleotide messenger RNA. Its product is annotated as olfactory receptor 10J1-like. NCBI's taxonomy places the organism in Eukaryota, Metazoa, Chordata, Mammalia, Rodentia, Cricetidae. Gene Ontology annotation, cellular component: membrane. Gene Ontology annotation, molecular function: olfactory receptor activity; G protein-coupled receptor activity. Gene Ontology annotation, biological process: G protein-coupled receptor signaling pathway. The record is from RefSeq and is a predicted model, not a curated record.